Oncorhynchus tshawytscha (Chinook salmon) is the source of this 4900-nucleotide messenger RNA. Its product is annotated as YTH domain-containing family protein 1. The transcript is spliced from 6 exons. Bases 347 to 2209 code for a protein of 620 amino acids. Gene Ontology annotation, biological process: mRNA destabilization. The record is from RefSeq and is a predicted model, not a curated record. Lineage: Eukaryota; Metazoa; Chordata; Actinopteri; Salmoniformes; Salmonidae. Gene Ontology annotation, molecular function: N6-methyladenosine-containing RNA reader activity; mRNA binding. Gene Ontology annotation, cellular component: cytoplasm.
GAUAGAACAGCCAUUGGGGGAAGUGCUGCACGCUAACUGUGGAGGGAUCUCUGGAGUGAAAAAAAAGACCUAAAAGAUUUAACUGUGGACAGAUUGUACCGGAUCCAAAAACAAUAUUCUGUGGAGAUCUAAAAAUAUUAUCCCGACUUAUUUAAGCUUGGACAUUGAAUCCGAGCGGACCGGAUAAGAUACUUGCACUGUGGGAGUUGAUCUGGGGAUACAAGCAGUGGAAAAACACUUUAGCUAGCCUAGCCAGCUAACUGAGCUAGGAACCAUCGAAAACCGGAGCCUCAGAUACACUGACCUGCUAGGCUCCGUGCGAAUCCAGGGACUUGCUUAAUGAAUUAUGUCUGCCACAAGCAUUGACCCUCAGAGAUCAAAGGGACAAGCAUCUAAAGUGCAAAAUGGUUCGCUGCAUCAGAAGGAGACUGUCCACGACAAUGACUUUGAGCCGUACCUCACUGGCCAAUCAACCCAGGUGCGUGACUGGCCGCAGAACAGCAGCUACCAGUCCAUGACCGACCCCUACCUGUCCAGCUACUACGCCCCCUCCAUCGGCUUCCCCUACCCCCUCAGUGAGGCCCCCUGGUCCACCGGUGGAGACCCCCCAAUCCCUUACCUCACCCCCUACGGACCCUUGAGCAAUGGAGACCACCACUUCAUGCCCGACACCGUGUUUGGCCAGCCUGGAGGGCUUGGCAGCAGCAUCUACCCCCACCGCUUUAACUUUUUCCCUGAGAACCCGACCUUCUCCGCCUGGGGCACCAGUGGCUCCCAGGGCCAGCAGACUCAGAGCUCAGCCUACGGUGGCAGCUAUAGCUACCCUCCCAGCUCCCUGGGUGGCACACUGGUGCCUGACGGCCAGACAGGCUUCCAUAGCGACACCCUCAACAAGGCCCCUGGCAUGAACAGCCUGGAGCAGGGCAUGGUGGGCCUGAAGAUCGGUGGUGACCUCACAGGCCAGGGGUCAGGAAUCAAGGCUGUGGGCUCUGUGAUUGGUGGACCGCCGGUCGUGGCACAGGGGAACGGGGGUACGUCCAUCGGUAUGCCCCCGCCGAAGCCCGCCUCCUGGGCGGCCAUCGCCAGUAAGCCGGCCAAACCCCAGCAGCUGAAGUCCAAGGUUAAACCAGGCAUGCCCAGCCCUGGGGGAACCCUGCCCCCUCCGCCCAUCAAACACAACAUGGACAUUGGCACUUGGGACAACAAGGGGCCUAUGAAUAAAGUGGCCCAAGCCCCCGUGCAGCAGCAGCAGGCUAUGAGCAUGCCCCAUGGCCACCCCAUGCAGCCCCAGACCCCCAUGCAGCAGAACCCCAUGCAGCCCCCUCCCCAGUCCCUGCUGCAGCAGCAAAUGCAGCCCAUGGCCUUACACCACCAGCACCCUCCUCAACCCUACCAACACCAGACCCAACCCCCACCUCCCCAGACCCGCUGGGUCGCCCCGCGCAACCGUAACCUUGGAUACGGACAAGGAGGGGCCGGCAUGGACGGUAGCAGUAUGAUUGGCAUAGUCAGCGGGGGUAAUGGCGGUCCCCCUGGUUCUGCCGGUAUGGUCCCUGGUGGAGUGGAGAACCACCCAGUGUUGGAGAAGCUGCGUGCCGCCCACAGCUACAACCCCAGGGUGUUUGAGUGGAACCUGAAGAACGGCCGUGUGUUCAUCAUCAAGAGCUACUCUGAGGACGACAUCCACCGUUCCAUCAAGUACUCCAUCUGGUGCAGCACCGAGCACGGCAACAAGCGCCUGGAUGGGGCCUUCCGCAGCCUCAACGGCAAAGGACCCGUUUACCUGCUGUUCAGCGUCAACGGCAGCGGCCACUUCUGCGGCGUGGCCGAGAUGCGCUCGUCCGUGGACUACGGGACCAGUGCCGGCGUGUGGGCGCAGGACAAGUGGAAGGGCAAGUUUGACGUGGACUGGCUGUUUGUUAAGGACGUGCCCAACAGCCAGCUGCGCCACAUCCGCUUGGAGAACAACGACAACAAGCCGGUGACCAACUCCCGGGACACUCAGGAGGUCCCUCUGGAGAAGGCCAAGCAGGUGAUGAAGAUCAUCGUGGGCUUCAAGCACACCACCUCCAUCUUCGACGACUUCUCCCACUAUGAGAAGAGGCAGGAGGAAGAGGAGGAGGUACGCAAGACCUUUGAGCCGCCUGCACCCAUCCAGAACCGUUCUCGGCUGGAACAGGAGCGCCAAAACAGGAGUAAACAGCAGUAGAAGACAUUUAUCCUUGGCUUGAUCAACAGUUACACUAGGACAUUCGAUUUAAGAGACAGAAUAAUUCAGAAAUUAUAUUUAAAAAAAAAAAAAAAAGUAUUCUUUUUUCUAUUUAAUCCUGGUGAAUUUCUGCCACCACCGUGGAGACUUGUGCUUUCCGGCCCCAGGUACCACCCAUCACCUCUUGUGCAGGGAUAACAAGCCGAGUUCAUGUAUUACCUAGCCACCACCAUCAAUCACAUUGUUUUAGUUCUGAUUGACUUUGUUUUUUUACAUUCUCUCCCAUAUACUCUUUCUCGUCAGACUGGAUUUGUUUUUGACCUCUCCUGGCCCCUCCCUAAUAACUCUUCCUGGAUUUGUUUUUGACCUCUCCUGGCCCCUCCCUAAUAACUCUUCCUGGAAUUGAAUCAGGGUUUGACAGCACCAAGGAGAAGAGAGAAUAUCUGCCACUUUAUAUUUCUGUACAAUCAGGAACUGCCGUGUCCUGCCCCUGUUUGUCCAUUGGGGGGCGGUGUUGCCAUCCUUCAGAGGUUUAACUGUGCCAACAGGGUUGGAGGAUCCCAAAGGCAAAAAAUGUUCGGACUUAGAACUGUGUGUGAUAAUGAGACUUCAGCGGUUUAUCUAUUUUUCAUUCAAGAUCAACAAAGUCUAUAUUUUAUGGCUUACUACUGACAAUUUUCAGUUCAGAAAGAUGAUUUUUCUGGAGCCUUAAUAUUUUGUUUUCUAGUUAUUGAUGACUUGUCAAAAGAAUCUUUAACUGACAGUGCUGGAGAAAUCAGGGAUAGUCUGAAGUCAGACUUGGGACAUUUCAAAGGAGGAAGUGUGCAAAGGCCUCUGGGAAGGAAGUAACUGAUGGGUGUCCUCCACGACGAUGGAGCUCUCACCAUCUGAAUUGAAAAUUAUACUAUUUUACAUCCCUAACACCCUUCCACUUUGUUUUGAUAAAUGGCAUUUGUCUUGAAGAAGUUGUGUCAUUAUCAGGAGAUUAUGUUCACGUACUCAAGCCAGUCUGAGAGAAAUGUAGCAUUCACCAUUUUAAAUGAAUUAUUUUAUAGUUGGAAUGAUGUGCUGUAACUGCUACAUAUGAAUGAAUUGUUUCUCUAUUUGGAAAAAUCACUUGGGUUAAUUAUCCGUUCAUCAUAAUUCUGUCUUAAUCUGUUGUUUUUCUUUGACUUUCUUCUCAAAAUGUGUUUUUUCUGUAAAUCUCAUGUUCUUGUUAAUGCUAAGAUUUAACUUAGGAGCCUGUAGUCAUGGAGAUGACCUGAAAUGAGCAACUGAUUUACUAUCAAGAGUAAGAAAACAAAUAAGAACUAAAUAUGGUUUCUGUGUUUUUUGUUGGUCAAAGUCAUUGAAAAUAAGUCAGUGGUAUCAGGAAUUAUCUAUCCAUCAAGAUUGAUUGGUGGUUGAACAUUGAAUGAUAAACAAUUAUCACAAUUAUCCCUAAUUAAUAGCCCACAGUGUGCAAUCAUGCAGGCUGCAAUCACAGUUUGGUAACCUUGAUUACAUUGUGGUUAAACACUAUACAACCCUUUUGAGUAAUGGUUGGCACAACAAUUUCUUUCUAGUACAGUUCCUUUAUUGACAGUACAGCAUUAUUUCCUUUGUUCUCUUACUGAUCUCAGACAAGCUGGAUUCCCAUUCUGCACAGAAAGACUGGGUAGAAACUGUUCUGUGUGCCAUUCAGUCCACUCUCUAGUGCUGUAGGUUUAUUCUGACUUGAGCAUUAAACCUGGAAUUCUGUGACAGUGUGUGUGAGCAAGAGAGAGACGUGGAUGUGAAUGCUGUCCCUCACUGUUACUGCACAUCAGUGGAGGAGCUAUAGGAGGACGGGCUCAUUGUAGUGGCUGGAAUUAAAUAACUGGAACGGAGUCCAACGUGGUUUCAAUAUGUUUGAUACCGUUCUAUUGAUUCCAUUCCAGCCAUUACAAUGAGCCCGUCGUCCUAUAGCUCCUUCCACCAGCCUCCACUGCUGUACAUGAGCGUGAACCCGCAUCUUUUGUGUUCAUGGAGUUGUAACAGCGUUGUUUCUUGCCAUGUGCCUGGAUCAGUUCCAGACUUGCUGGAUGUUUGUGUAUCACCACAGCCCAGUCUCAGAUGUUGCGUAGCUGCUCUUUUCCCUGGCCGGUGUAGUGUAGCCCCUGUAUGUCUGGAGACAUGACCUUUGACUUCGUACAAGGGACGUCCGGGUGCAUCUCAAUAGUCUAAAGUGGCUUCCUUCCUCUCCUCCAUCUACAGUAAUGUGAAAACUGAGUUAAAGCCAUAUGGGGUGGAUGAUUUCUAUGGUGUUUUCUUCCACAAGUUGUCUUUCACACCAGUAUAGAUGAAGGAAAGGAGACAAGUGGAGGAAGCCACUUUAGAUUAUAGACAUUGCUGUUUUUCUUUCGGUCAAGAAGCAUGAAAUGGAUGUGAUGCCUAUAGUUCAGGACUUACAUGCACGUGUCGAGUUGUUUGCUGCAAUAGAGGGCCAUGUGUAUGGUUCUAAAAUAAAGGAUAUGUCUACUACACUAAAGGAAUAAUGACGUGAUAUAAAACAAAUAUUAAUACAAUGAAUUAUUGUAUAGACUUGCAAGUAAACCACUUUAGCUAUAUCAGUGGGAUCAACCUGUAAGGUUUUGAAAGCUCUAUCUUGGUUUAUUAUAUUUUUUCCUUUAGAAAAAAUCAAGCCUUAAUAAACUGUAUAUUUAGCAACAA